Molecule: messenger RNA, 4599 nt
Organism: Paramisgurnus dabryanus
Lineage: Eukaryota; Metazoa; Chordata; Actinopteri; Cypriniformes; Cobitidae
Source: RefSeq, a predicted model, not a curated record
UCAAUGAAUGUCUCAACUCAUCUUCAAUUUGUGGACCAAACUCAUAUUGUCAGAAUAUCAAUGGAAGCUACUCGUGCUCUUGUUUGAGAGGAUAUGAUGUUACAAAGAUGAAUGAAACUGUUAGUAAUAGUAACCCAUGUACUGAUGUGGAUGAAUGUCAGGUGAAUUCAUCUGUAUGUGGUCCAAACUCAAACUGCACAAAUCUAAAUGGAGGUUACAAUUGCUCAUGUUUGGAUGGAUUUACAGCAACAUUCCCAAAUCUCACCAUCAGCAUCAAUAACACAUGCACAAUUUCAGAUAUCAAUGAAUGUCUCAACUCAUCUUCGAUUUGUGGACCAAACUCAUAUUGUCAGAAUUACAAUGGAAGCUACUCGUGCUCUUGUUUGAGAGGUUAUAAUGUUACAAAGAUGAAUGAAACUGUUAGUAAUAGUAACCCAUGUACUGAUGUGGAUGAAUGUAAAGUGAAUUCAUCUGUAUGUGGACCAAAUUCCAAAUGCACAAAUGUAAAUGGAGGUUACAGUUGCUUAUGUUUGGAUGGAUUUACUGCAACAUUCCCAAAUCUCACCAUCAGCAUCAAUAACACAUGCACGGAUAUUAAUGAAUGUCUCAACUCAUCAUCUGUUUGUGGGUCAAACUCAUAUUGUCAGAAUUACAAUGGAAGCUACUCGUGCUCUUGUUUGAGAGGAUAUAAUGUUACAAAGAUGAAUGAAACUGUUAGUAAUAGUAACCCAUGUACUGAUUUGGAUGAAUGUCAGGUGAAUUCAUCUGUUUGUGGACCAAACUCCAACUGCACAAAUUUAAAUGGAGGUUACAGCUGCUCAUGUUUGGAUGGAUUUACAGCAACAUUCCCAAAUCUCACCAUCAGCAUCAAUAACACAUGCACAGAGGUGAAUGAAUGUGUUGAGAUUCUUACGGUCUGUGGUCCAAACUCAAUCUGCAACAACACUGCUGGGAGUUACAAUUGCUCGUGUAUGAGUGGAUAUAAUGUAACAGACCUGAACCUCCCUAUAAGCAGCAGUAACCCAUGCACAGAUGUGGAUGAAUGUGCUAAGAUUCCUGCAGUUUGUGGUCCAAACUCAAUCUGCAACAACACUGCUGGGAGUUACAAUUGCUCGUGUAUGAGUGGAUAUAAUGUGACGGACCUGAACCUCCCUAUAAACAUCAGUAACCCAUGCACAGUAGCACCAUCAAAAACUACAGUCAAGCCACCACCAACAUCAACAAUGACUGUUAAACCACAACUAACAGUUAUGACAAUGUCAAUGAGAAUAAACCAAAAUUUUGACAUCGGUCUCACCAACAAAGCUGAUCCAAAGUACAUAUCGUAUGUAAAAAUCAUUACAUCUGCAAUUGAAAAUAGUUACAUGAAUCUGCCCAACUACAUUAAAGGUUCAGUAAAUGUCUUUGGCUUCAGGUCUGGUAGCAUUAUAGCAGACUACACGGUUAAUGCAAACACCAAUAAUCUGGAUGUUUCAUCAGUAAACACACAGGUUUCUGACCUUCUAGCAGCUCAAGGAAUCCCUUUAGCUGAGGAUGCUUUUGCUGAAAGUGAGGAAAAAAAUCUGACAACCAAAUUUAAGUUUUAUCCUCUGCAAGAUGUGAAGCUGAUGUGUACGCGUCCAAAUUCUGUUGUGGGAACAAUGAAAUGGAGAGUGAAUGACCAAGAUCCUGCAGAAAACAGUGCAAAAUACACCAUUACAAAUGACAAUAGCACUCUUAUUGUGAAAGGAGCAAGUGAAAGUGACAAUGGUAGAUAUUCGUGUAUCAUAGAAAGAUCCACAUUACCCUACAUUCAGUGGCAAACAGUAUCUAUUCAACCACGUCCUAAUAUUGUAGUGGAUAAACCUGAUUUAAAGCUUCAGUGUCAAAACCAGACUGUCCCACUGACAUGCUGUGCCGAUGGUUACUCAGUUGAGUGGUUUGGGAUUCCUGCUGAUGAUGAAGUGGAAAAUUCAGGAUCUGGCUGUAUCACAUUACAAUACAAAAGCACAAAUUGUGGGUCUAAAGAUGACUUUACAUGCCGACUAAAGGACAUGCCAGAAUUACAAACAUUUGAUUAUAGCAACAGGACAGUUUACGUUCAGACAGUCAGAGUGUUUGACUGUAUAAAUGACACACUUGGAGUUGGAAAACUAGGUGACAGUGUAACAGGAUUAUGUGAAAAAGGCCAGGAAGGUCUCAUAACUUAUGUAUGUAAACAGACAAAAGAUCUCAAAUAUAACUGGACAGAAGUACAGAGAGAUUGUGUUGUUCAAGCCAUCAAAGACCUUGAAAGGAGAUCUGAGGUUUUAUUUGUGGAGGAGAUUCCAGUGUUUAUGUCAAACCUCAGUAACACUGCAGUGCAGAAUAAUACUGUAAUAACACAAUCUGCUGACACUGUCAAAACCAUUGUUGACAUACUUAACACAAUUGCUAGUAUCUCACAAACUAUUACCAUCAGUCAACCUGUGAUGAAGGAUUUUCUUAAAACAGUGAACAUCAUUGUAUCAGAUGCAUCUAAAAACACAUGGGCAGAAUUGAACAAUGACAACAAAACAGAAAACAAAAGCACUGAACUUCUUAAAGCUAUUGAGACUAUAAGUGAUCGGCUCUCAGAUGACAGUUUUAUGAUUAAGGAAACCUCCAUUCAAUUGAAUAGAACAAGAAUUGAAAACUCCUUUACUGAAACUUCUUCACUGCCAAACUCAACUACUCAGAUUGUGAUACCAAAUGUUCUUAAACCGACCCUCAUAACCAUUAUUAUCUUCACAAAGCUAAACAAUGUUUUACCAACUCGGAAUACUUCUAAUAAUGACAAGAAGACAUCAGAAAACUACAUCAAUGGAGACGUGGUUGUUGUUAAGGUUAAUAAAACAAUUAACAACAUUUCAUUUGCUUUCGAUACCACAAAUACAUCAUUGAAAAAUCCUCAGUGUGUCUUCUGGAACUUUGAUCUCAACCAUUGGGAUUCCACUGGAUGUAAAGUCAAGCGCUCAGGGAAUGAAACAGUUACAUGUGAAUGCGACCACACAACCUCUUUUUCAAUCCUGAUGUCACCGUUUGCAAUUGAUAGCCCUGCCUUAGCCUAUAUAACAUACAUUGGUGUAGCUAUUUCAAUAGCCAGCUUGGUUUUAUGUCUCAUUAUUGAGGCGAUCGUAUGGAAGUCAGUGACAGGAAAUGAUACGUCAUACAUGCGUCACGUUUCAAUAGUCAACGUUGCCGUGUCGCUACUGAUUGCAGACAUCUGUUUUAUCAUCGCAGCUGCAAUUGCAAUUCCAGGACAACCUACACCAGUGAAUCCCUGCAGUGCAGUGGUUUUCUUCAUGCACUUUUUUUACCUGGCUGUUUUCUUCUGGAUGUUCAUCACAGCACUUUUGCUUCUUUACCUCACUGUCAUCGUUUUUUCUCACAUGUCAAAGACUAAUAUGAUGGCCAUUGCAUGUACGGUUGGUUAUUGUGCACCUUUGCUUAUAACGGUUAUUACUGUUGCAUCCACAGCUGGACCUAAAAACUAUGUCUCAAAAGAAAAUGCAUGUUGGCUAAACUGGUUUGAAUCUAAGGCCCUGCUGGCAUUUGUGAUUCCAGCUCUGACUAUCGUUGCCUUUAAUCUUGUGGUUUUGAUUGUGGUUGUGUUUAAACUAUUAAGAAGAGGAGGAGUUGGUGUUCAACCAGAUAUGAAUCACACUUUCGUGGUCAUUGCCCGAUGUGUGGCCUUUCUGACUCCUAUCUUUGGUCUAACAUGGGGAUUUGGCAUUGGGACCAUGGUGUCACGUGAAUUUGGCAUUCAUGUGGUGUUUGCAAUCCUCAAUUCACUGCAGGGGUUCUUUGUCUUGGUGUUUGGAACGGUUUUAGACAGAAUGGUCCGUGAGUCGCUAUCAGGAAAGCUGUCAUUAAACAAUAACAGUUCAACUCAUACCAGGAGCACUAGUGCGGAAGCAUUUUCAAGUAGACUGGGUGUCUUCCAAAGGAAGCAGAGGAGAAAUGUGUACAACACGUCUGACCCCAAUGCAGCUUCAUCGUCAAACCGCUAGUGCCUUGAACUCAUAAACAUUCUUCAUUGACUACAUGUUACAAAGCCUUUCAUCUGCUGUGAUCUAGCUCGAACUGAUUUUGCCAAGUGGUUGUUGUUUUCAGGGCAACAUAUUGUGUUGACCCAAGGACAACAUUUUUCUAAAUAAAACCUAAGCCCACCCCAAACCCCAACCCUAAGCAUAAACAAAACCCUAAAAUCAGAGGGACAUGAUAAGUGAAAACAAUGGUCUAGAAACAGCUAAUCCUGGUUGUAAGCUUAAACAAACUGUAAAAUUUGAUUGGUUGAUUGAAAUGUUGUCACAGGGUCAACAUAAUGUUGCCUUGAGGACAUCAACCACUUGGCAAAAUCAGGAGAGCCCUGUGAUCUAAGUGUCAUCUCCAUACUCUGUAAGCAAGAAACAUCUCAUGGAUGCACUGGGACGUAUCCUCAGUGAUGUAUUUAUGGAAAAUUACCAUAAUUACUGUAAAAUUUGUGUUUUAGUUGGUUGUUGUAAUAUGUAAUGUAUGUGAUGACUGCUAUGGUACAUGUUAAUUUUUAUGAGGAUAAAAAUUCUAUUGCAUGCAUGCUUUUCAGGGUAUAGUUGAGUA